Molecule: messenger RNA, 795 nt
Organism: Asparagus officinalis (garden asparagus)
Lineage: Eukaryota; Viridiplantae; Streptophyta; Magnoliopsida; Asparagales; Asparagaceae
Exons: 5
Coding region: 1-795 (264 amino acids)
Source: RefSeq, a predicted model, not a curated record
AUGUCUACAAAGAAUUUCAAAUCUACCCACAUCUGCGGUCAACAUGGAGCAAAUGCUGGUAACUCAAGGGCAUCAAGGAAGUUCAUUGCUAGCCAAAUACAAGUUGUUUUGAAGGUUAGGCCAGAUCUUCGUGCAGUUAAUAUCAAGAACGACAUGCUCUCUAAUUUUGUCAUCAAGAUUAACUAUAGUAAAGCGUGGUGGGGCAAGGAGACAACUCAACAGGACCUGUUCGGUGACGAUGAUGAGACUUAUGAUUCUCUGAGAUUGUAUGAAUCCAUGGAGCAUGCAACUAAUCUAGGGAGUCGUGUUGUUAUUGAUGCUGAUGACGGGAGGUUCAGGCGAUUGUUCAUUAGUUAUAAUACCUGUAUUGAAGGGUUCAUUGCUGGGUGCAGGCCUCUAUUGUUUUUGGAUGGGACAUUUAUUAAAGAUCGCUACAGAAGCAUACUACUUAGUGCCACUGGGUAUGAUGGCAACCAGGGACUAUUUCCCCUUGCUUAUUGCGUAUGCGACCCGGAGAAUGAGGUUAACUGGAAAUGGUUCUUACAAGGAUUAUGGACAUUACUGUGUGUUCUGCAUCUAGUCAAGAAUUACAAAAAAACGAUGAAGGAUUUUGGGCACAAGGAUGAUGACAUGAAAGAAUUGAUAGCGAUCGAUCACAGGACUUACGUCACUGUAAUGGAAUACUCCCCGGAGAGAUGGGCGAACGCGUAUUUUCCUGGUAUAAGGUACAGCCAUGUUACUUCAAACGUUGCUGAGUCCUUCAACAGUUGGAUGAGAAAGGCACGAUUGUUGUGA